This is a messenger RNA of Penicillium pulvis, 1650 nucleotides long. RefSeq names its product sugar porter family MFS transporter. The record is from RefSeq and is a predicted model, not a curated record. The transcript has a single exon. Bases 1 to 1650 code for a protein of 549 amino acids. Gene Ontology annotation, molecular function: carbohydrate:proton symporter activity. Gene Ontology annotation, cellular component: plasma membrane. Lineage: Eukaryota; Fungi; Ascomycota; Eurotiomycetes; Eurotiales; Aspergillaceae. Gene Ontology annotation, biological process: transmembrane transport; carbohydrate transport.
AUGGGUCUUGAAUCCGAAUCCUACGCUCAGCAUGGCGAGUCCAUCACUCCCGCUCAACUCUCCGGUGAUGAGACCUCCUACGUCAACAGUCCCGUGCAGAAGCCCAUGAACCCUGUGGUGGACACCCCGAUCCCCCGAAUCACCCUCAAGUCCUUGACCAUGGCUCUCUUUGUCUCCAUGGGUGGUCUUUUGUUUGGUUACGAUACUGGUCAGAUCUCGGGCUUCCAAGAUAUGGAUAACUAUUUGCGCCGCUAUGGUCAGUACAUUGACGGAUCGUGGGGCUUGACCGACGUCCGUGCUGGUCUGAUCGUCGGUAUGCUUUCCAUUGGUACUCUGGUUGGCGCCCUGGUUGGCGCUCCCUUGGCCGACUUCCUGGGCCGCAAGUGGUCCAUUACCCUCUGGAACAUGGUCCUUAUCGUUGGUCUCGUCGUCCAAAUCUCUUCCCCAUCCGGUCACUGGUACCAGAUGGUCAUCGGCCGUACCGUUACUGGUCUGGGUGUUGGUGCUUGCUCACUCUUGGUGCCCAUGUACAUGGGUGAAAGCGCUCCUCGUCACGUCCGUGGUGCCAUGAUCAGUUGCUAUCAGCUCUUUGUCACCCUGGGUAUCUUCCUGGCAUACUGCAUUAACCUCGGUACCAACACCAUGGAGGGUACUGCCCAAUGGCGUAUCACCCUGGGUCUCACUUUUCUCUUUGCCUUGAUUCUCGGAGGCGGUAUGGCCCUGUUCCCCGAGAGCCCUCGGUUUGAAUUCCGUCACGGCAAGGUUGAGAGUUGCCAGAAGACCUUGGCUAGCCUGUACGGUGUACCCGAGAACCACGUCCGCAUCCUUGAGGAGAUGGAUGAGAUCCGCGAGCAGUUCGAGGCUGAGUCCGGGGAUCAGAAGUGGCACGAGUUCAUCACUGCCCCCCGCAUGUUCUAUCGUAUUGUCUUGGGUAUGGCCCUGCAAAGCUUGCAGCAGCUGACCGGCUCCAACUACUUCUUCUACUACGGAACAACCAUCUUCGAGGGUGCCGGAAUUUCGAACAGCUUCAUUACUCAGGUUAUCCUGGGUGCUGUUAACUUCGGUACUACCUUUGGUGGUUUGUAUGUGGUUGAGAACUUUGGUCGCCGCAAGUCGCUCAUCUUCGGUGCCAUUUGGAUGUUUGUCAUGUUCAUGAUCUUCGCUUCCAUCGGCCACUUCGUGCUGGACAUUGAAAACCCGGAGAACACCCCUGGCGCUGGAAAGGGCAUGAUCGUUGUCGCCUGUUUCUUCAUCGCUGGUUACGCGAUGACCUGGGGUCCUAUGAUCUGGGCCAUCGUUGCCGAGCUUUUCCCCUCUAAGUACCGUGCCAAGGGUAUGGCUCUGGCUACUGCCUCCAACUGGGCCUGGAACUUCCUCAUUAGUUUCUUCACUGUCUUCAUCACCAACGCCAUUGACUUUGCCUACGGUUAUGUUUUCGCCGGUUGCCUCUUCGUUGCCACGUUCGUCGUCUACUUCUUCGUUAUCGAGGGCAAGGGUCGCACUCUGGAGGAGCUUGACUAUAUGUACGUUCAGAAAGUCAAGCCCUGGAAGAGCAGCGGCUUUGUGAUCCCCGCUCGCCACCAAUGGGAGGACGACUGCCCUUCCGGUCGCAAGAAGGAGCAGGCUCCUACCCACGCUGAAAACGCAUAA